AUGAUUUUGUUCCUUGCAACAUUAUUAAUGUUGUUGCCUCGUAUUACACAUUAUAUUCCACUCAGUAAAUGCAACGUGGGAGACCCAGUCCUUAUUAAACACAAGAAAUAUCAUUCAGAAGAUCUGGUUAUUGGUGGAAUUACUUCUCAAUUUUCCAUGUUUUCCAGCUCCAUAACAUUCAUAAGGCAUCCAUCAGAAGAAAAAGUUGAUGAUUUCAUCUAUUCUCUGGCGAGAUGGACUUAUGUUGCUUCCAUAGAACUUCUUUCUUCAAAGGGAAGAUUCAUCCCAAACUACAAGUGUGAUCUCAAAGACAAUGCAGUAGCUGUUCUUGCAGGACAUAAUGCUUUCAUUUGUCAGUUGAUGUCAAACAUUCUGAGCAUUUACAAAAUCCCACAGGUGACAUAUGGCUCUGCUCCAGUUUUGGAUGUCAGCACCCAGGGUGUUUUCUUGCAUCGGGCAUUUCCAAAUGAAGGUCUUCAAAUUAAGGGGAUGAUCCAAUUGUUGCUCUAUUUUCAAUGGAUAUGGAUUGGAUUAAUUGUCCAAAGUGCUGAGAAACGAGACAGGUUUCUACAGAAUAACCUUGCCUUGUUUUCUCAGAAAGGUAUUUGCUUUGACUUUGUGGAAGAGAUACCAAAGUCAUCAGUUUCCAAUGAAAUAUAUAAUCUUGUCACAAAUUACAUAAAAGUUUACAAUGUUAUGAUGACCAGUACGGCCAAUGCUUUGAUUAUCCAUAGUGAAAACCAGGAGAUGGUGGUUCUGAGAAUGUUGCCCUAUAUUUCUGACUAUGAGAAUGUAACAGUGAAGAGGAAAGACAAAAUUUGGAUAAUGCCAGCCCAGAUGGAGUUCUCAUCACUCCCUUUUCAAAGAUAUCGAACUAUGGAUUUCAUUCAUGGCUCCCUGUCUUUUGAAGUUUCCUCAAAGGAUGUCCUGGGUUUCAAGAGGUUUCUUCAGAUGAGAAAAAUUACUUCAUCAGAGGAAGACAGUUUGAUCAGAGUCUUUUGGGAAAAUGCAUUUGAGUGUUCUUUCUCCAAAGCCAUGUUAGAGAAGGAUGCUGUGAAUCAAUGCACAGGUGAGGAACAGCUGGACACACUUCCUCAGUCAGUGUUUGACACCAGGAUGACUGGUCAGAGUUACAGUGUCUAUAAUGCUGUCCAUGCUGUGGCACAUGCUUUGCAAGCCCUGCUUUCAUCAAAAUACCAACUCAAGGCAAGAAGAACUGGCUCAGACCUCAGGAUGUGGAAUCAAUAUGUGUGGCAGCUUCAUAAGCACCUGAGAACUGUUUCAUUUAAUAACAGUGCUGGAGAAAGGAUUUUCUUUGAUCAAAAUGGAGAGCUAGCAAUUGGCUACGAUGUGAUCAACUGGGUCAUUUUCCCCAACCAAUCCUUCCAUCGAGUCAAAGUUGGGAAGGUAGAUCCGUUUGGUCCCCCAAACAAGCUGCUCAAGAUUUCUACAAAGAAAAUUAUCUGGCCCACCAUGUUUAACCAAGCACAUCCCUUUUCUAUAUGCAACUACCAUUGCUUUUCAGGGUAUAGCAAGAUAAAAAGAGAAGGAAAGCCAUUUUGCUGCUAUGAUUGCCUUCGGUGUCCGGCAGGGAGAAUUUCUAACAAGACAGAUGCAGAUGACUGUUUUCAAUGCUCAGGAGAUCAAUAUCCAAAUGAAGCUCAUAAUCGUUGCAUUCCCAAACACAUCAUAUUUUUGUCUUACAAAGAACCACUGGGUCUCACACUGACAACCAUUGCUUUAUUUUUUUCCAUCACUUCAGCUUUUGUGCUUAAGAUCUUUAUCAGUCACUGGGACACUCCUAUAGUAAAAGCCAACAAUAGGAACUUCACUUUUGUUCUUCUCAUAGUUCUUCUGCUCUCUUUUCUCUGCACUCUGCUGUUCCCUGGGCAGCCCAACCAAGUGAAAUGUCUCACACGACAAACUUCUUUUGGCAUCAUCUUCUCUGUAGCCAUUUCUUGUAUAUUAGGGAAAACAACCAUUGUUGUUCUUGCCUUCAAGGCUACCAAUCCAGGCUCCAAAAUGAGGAGAUGUGUGGGGAACAACUUUGCUAUUGCUAUUGUCCUAUUUUGCUCCCUGGUGCAAAUCACCAUUUGUAUAGUGUGGGUGGCUAUUUCACCCCCAUUCCCAGAUUCUGACAUGCACUCCAUGCCUGAAGAAAUUGUCCUGGAAUGCAAUGAAGGUUCAACCACAAUGUUUUACUUAGUCCUUGGUUUCAUGGGUUUCCUGGCUGCUAUUAGCUUUACGGUGGCCUUCUUUGCUAGGAAGCUACCUGACAGCUUUAAUGAGGCUAAGUUUAUCACUUUCAGCAUGUUAGUCUUUUGCAGUGUCUGGAUAUUAUUUGUUCCCACCUAUCUGAGCACCAAGGGAAAAUACAUGGUGGCUGUGGAGAUCUUCUCCAUUCUGGCUUCUGCGGCUGGAUUACUGGGCUGCAUUUUUUCUCCCAAAUGCUACAUUAUUGUUCUGAGGCCUGAUUUAAACAGAAAGGAACAACUGAUAAAGAAACAAAAUUGA
Molecule: messenger RNA, 2514 nt
Organism: Thamnophis elegans (Western terrestrial garter snake)
Lineage: Eukaryota; Metazoa; Chordata; Lepidosauria; Squamata; Natricidae
Product: vomeronasal type-2 receptor 26-like
Exons: 6
Coding region: 1-2514 (837 amino acids)
Biological process (GO): G protein-coupled receptor signaling pathway
Cellular component (GO): membrane
Molecular function (GO): G protein-coupled receptor activity
Source: RefSeq, a predicted model, not a curated record